Molecule: messenger RNA, 1963 nt
Organism: Hyla sarda
Lineage: Eukaryota; Metazoa; Chordata; Amphibia; Anura; Hylidae
Gene: NKAPD1
Product: NKAP domain containing 1
Exons: 7
Coding region: 146-1081 (311 amino acids)
Source: RefSeq, a predicted model, not a curated record
GUGCUGUAUGCGGGGAUAACGAAGAAUACACCGCGGGCCGGAGAAUGUCAUAGAGGACGGGGAGGCCGAGGCGGAAGUGACCGUGUGCACCUGAUGUCCUCCGAGCUGCUCACAACUACCGACACUCAGCAGCUCUAGUUUUACAAUGUCCCGUGUUCCACUUGGAAAAGUUUUGCUUAGAAAUGUUAUUCGACACACAGAUGCACAUAACAAGAUCCAAGAAGAAACUGAAAUGUGGAAGAUUCGGGAACUGGAGAAGCAAACGGAAACUAGUGGGACAAAGCGGAGACGCGUGUCCCCAGAUCUUAACAGAUGGGAUCACAAUGGCUAUAAGGAGCUGUAUCCAGAAGAGUUUAAUGAUAACAGGAGCCGGAUGAGAUCUGAUGGCUUUGAUGCCGAAGGAAGCAAAGAAAGUGCCAAAAAGGCGGCAGCAGCAGCAGAAAUCACUCUAAAACAGAAUGCACUGAGCGUACGGGCCUUGAACAAAAAGUACUAUGAGUGUGAGUCUAGCAUUCCUGACAGGUGGGGUCAUAGCGGCUAUAAGGAACUAUAUCCUGAUGAAUUUGACACUGACAGUGAUGUAGAAGAAAGGAGAGGCAAAAGAACAACCAAUGGAGAAGGUAACUCUAGAUGCAAAGAUCAGAAGGUGCAGGAAUCCCAUAAACGCAAACGGUCAAAGAAAACUCACAAGAAAAAGCAGAAGAAGCGUUCACAUAAAAAGCUGAAGAAGAGGAAAAAGGAGCACGAGGAUAGCACAGAAUCCUCAAGUGACAGUGAUAGCUCAGACCAUGUAGAAAAGAAACCAAAGAAGUCCAAGCGGAAGAAGAAAACUCGAAAAAAGACCUCAAAAAAGAAGCCAUCAUCAUCUGGCCAAGACAGUGACACCUCGAGCAAUGAGAUGAGCAGCACUGAAGAUCAUGAGACGAAGGAACGUAAGGAACGAUGGACUGAAAAAUCCAGCAGGAAAUCUCACCGAAGAUCAAAAUCUAAAAAAGACUCUGAAACAGAAGCCAGGAAAAGCAGGAGGACCAACUGGAAAGUGGCCAAAGAUGAGAGUUCAGAAAGUUCUGAUGAUGACUAGUGAAGCCACUCCACCUCAGACUGGUUUACCAUAUUACAAACAAGAUAGAUAAGCAAAUGCUAAUUCUUCAAACAUUUCCGAUGUGCAAUAUGACUUUGUUUUUUGUUUUUUUUUAAAGAAAAGAUACAAACAAUGAUGACUUUUUUAGCCAUAUCAAGUGUUGGUAAUUCAAAUAUUUGGAUUGGAGGAGACGUAUAAUGGCAUCGAGUUUGGUAGCAACUUUACAAGCGUUACCUUCCUAAGAAUGUUUUUGUAGAAUAAGAGUUAUUGUGCUGUGGAAUAGAGAAGUCAAAGGUCAAGUAGAAGCUUGGCCGUGAAAGUUUACCCUAUUACAAAUCCAAUAAUGGAUUAAAAAAAAAAGCCACCUCAUUGUGUAACAUAGUAGGUUUGUACAGAAGAAGAGUAAUACAAUGAAUAGAGAUAAUAAGAUUGUGUUUUAUACCAGAGCUGUCUAGUGGUCAUAUAGGGCAGUACUUCUCAAAUGCAUGACAGUGAACCCUCAACCUACAAUGGCCUCAACAUACAAUAGUUUCAACAUACAAUGGUCUUUUCUGUAAGUUGAAACCAGACUCAAUAUACAAUGCUACGGACCGUCCAGAUCUGUGCAACGUGUCAGUGGCAUCAGAAUGGGCAAUUUACUGGUAAAACACAUGUAUUACUGAAGUGCAUGCACUGACUGAUGUCUGGUAGCGCCCCCUACAGUACAGGGAGGUAUUAAAUCUUCUGUACACUUUACCUGUACCAGGGUUAGCUGCUCCUUUGGACACCAGGUGAGGGCAACUCCAUGUUACUUUUUUAGGACAUUGCAUGUACUGUACAGGACCCCAAAGAAGCUCCUGUCCUCUACAUAGACCAGUGUUUCCCAAGCAGGGUGCCCCCAGC